Molecule: messenger RNA, 1738 nt
Organism: Monascus purpureus
Lineage: Eukaryota; Fungi; Ascomycota; Eurotiomycetes; Eurotiales; Aspergillaceae
Source: the annotation of a GenBank genome assembly
CUGACAACAUCCUUCUUGCUCCCAACCAUAUCAGUUUCUUCUCUUUUACCAGUUUUGGGAGCUGCUGGUAUACAUAUUCUGUGGUCCUGUCUACUUAUUUCAUCGACAAGGUUCCUCGAAUCUUUACUAGGAGCUCUUAAUCAUGGGUAACCAGCAGUCUAAUCUUGGAGGUGGUUUUGGUGAUGGACGGGAGGAUAAAGACAAGAAGGUUUGCUCAUCACUGUGCUUGCCAUGAAGUGGUUAUCUGACUGAACGCUUCCAUCAGAAGGAUAAGCCGAAGUACGAGCCACCACCACCACCUACAACUCGCAUCGGACGCAAAAAGCGUAAGGCAGCUGGCCCAACGGCUGCUGCUAAGCUUCCAGACAUUUUUCCGACAUCGCGUUGUCGACUUCGCUAUCUCCGCAUGCAAAGAGUUCAUGACCAUCUGCUCUUAGAGGAGGAGUAUGUCGAGAAUAUGGAACGUCUACGGAAAGCCAAGGCACAGGGAACGCAGGAACCAGUUAGCCGGGGAGAGUUGGAUGUUCUUGAUAGGAAUGCCGACGAGAGAAGCCGGGUCGAUGAUAUGAGAGGCACCCCCAUGGGUGUGGGUAAUCUGGAGGAGUUGAUCGAUGAUGACCAUGCUAUCGUCUCAAGUGCAACUGGUCCGGAGUACUACGUCUCAAUCAUGUCUUUCGUCGACAAGGAUCUACUUGAGCCUGGCUCCAGCAUUCUCCUCCACCACAAGACUGUCUCUGUCGUUGGUGUGCUAACAGAGGAAUCCGACCCUCUUGUUUCCGUGAUGAAACUGGAUAAGGCACCCACCGAAACAUACGCAGACAUUGGUGGUCUCGAGUCACAAAUUCAGGAGGUCCGAGAGUCUGUUGAACUUCCUUUGUUACACCCAGAACUCUAUGAGGAGAUGGGCAUUAAGCCCCCAAAAGGCGUCAUUCUCUACGGUGCUCCGGGUACUGGAAAGACCCUACUUGCGAAAGCAGUUGCCAACCAGACCAGCGCUACUUUCCUUCGCAUUGUGGGUAGUGAGCUGAUCCAGAAAUACCUCGGUGAUGGCCCCCGUCUGGUUCGCCAGAUUUUCCAGGUUGCCGCGGAACAUGCCCCUUCGAUUGUAUUCAUUGACGAAAUCGAUGCCAUCGGUACCAAGCGAUACGAUUCGACAUCGGGUGGCGAACGAGAAAUCCAGCGGACUAUGCUGGAACUCCUCAAUCAGCUUGAUGGCUUCGAUGACCGCGGAGAUGUCAAGGUUCUCAUGGCUACUAAUAAGAUUGAGACCCUGGACCCUGCUUUGAUUCGACCUGGCCGUAUUGAUCGAAAGAUCCUUUUUGAGAACCCGGAUCAAAAUACCAAGAAGAAGAUAUUCGCCUUGCAUACCUCGAAGAUGUCUCUCGGUGAUGAUGUUGACCUUGAUGAGUUCGUUAAUCAAAAGGACGACCUGUCCGGUGCCGAUAUCAGGGCUAUUUGCACAGAGGCUGGGUUGAUGGCUCUGAGGGAGAGGCGGAUGCGGGUGCAGAUGGAUGAUUUCCGCUCUGCCAGGGAACGUAUCAUGAAGACGAAGACGGACCAAGGUCCAAUCGAAGGUCUUUAUCUCUAAAUGUCGGGGGGGUUGUCUCUUACCUUCUGGAGGUAGAUUAAUCUAUUAGGUUAUGUCUCCAUCACACUGUAUUCUAACUACAGAAGCGCUUUUCUAAUGCCAUGGUUGGAACUAUAUUCAAACGAGCAUAGAUUUCAAAUAUCAGAAGUA